AUGGAGCCUGCACCGGCAAAAGCGAAGCCACAGGGCCGGCUCCUAGUGUCCACCCAGCUGGACGCCAGAGACGAGUUGGAGGAGAGAUUGGAGCGCUGUGUGGUUAUUGUCCAGGGGUUGACCAAUGGACUCUCUGAGAGAGAAGCCAAUGAUGCACUUAAUGCCAGCGUGUGUAAAGGUCAGCAGCAGCAUGAAGAGGUGUGUCUGGGUUUGUUCACUCUCGUGCUCACAGAAGCAUCUCAAGCCCAGAGGUGCUACAGAGACCUGACGCUUGUCAACAGAGACGGAAUGAAUGUAGUUUUGGGGAAAAUCAACCAGAUUCUGAUGGAAAAGUUCCUCAAAUUACAAGAUACUCCGAGAACACAGCUGGUGUGGCUGGUCAGAGAGCUGGUGAAGAGCGGCGUGAUCGGAGCUGACGGCGUCAUCAUGACGCUCCUGAAGCAGAUCGCAGGUGGUGACAUCUCCGCCAAGAACUUAUGGCUGGCAGAAAACGUCCUCGACAUCCUGCUGGAUCAAAAGGAAUGGGUUUUGAAGAGUGGCAUGCUAAUAGCAAUGUCGGUCUACACCUAUCUGCGUCUGAUUGUCGAUCACGGAACGCCUAAUUUGUUGCCUCUCCGCCAGAAAGAAGUUGACUUCUGCAUCAGCAUGCUAAGGGAGAAGUUCAUGGAGUGCCUGAUCAUCGGCAGAGAUCUGGUUCGUCUUCUUCAGAAUGUUGCCCGCAUCCAGGAGAUGGAGCUGCUGUGGAGAGACCUGCUUCACAACCCGCAAGUUCUCAGCCCUCAGUUCACAGGUAUACUCCAGCUUCUGACGGCUCGGACCUCCAGAAAAUUCCUGGCUUGUCGACUCACUCCUGACAUGGAGACGAAGCUGUUGUUCAUGACCUCCAGGGUGCGUUUCGGGCAGCAGAAGCGGUACCAGGACUGGUUUCAAAGACAGUACCUGUCCACGGCUGAAAGCCAGUCGCUGCGCUGCGAUCUGAUUCGAUACAUCUGUGGCGUGGUCCAUCCAUCCAAUGAGGUGUUGAGCUCAGAUAUUCUGCCGCGGUGGGCCAUCAUUGGUUGGCUGCUCACUACCUGCACGUCAAACGUGGCUGCUUCUAAUGCCAAACUGGCCCUCUUUUACGACUGGCUCUUCUUCAACCCAGAGAAGGACAGCAUCAUGAAUAUAGAACCAGCCAUUCUGGUGAUGCAUCACUCCAUGAAGCCUCAUCCUGCUAUCACAGCCACGUUGCUGGACUUCAUGUGCAGGAUCAUUCUUCACUUUUACCCUCCGUUAGAGUCUCAGGUCCGUCAGGGCGUCUUCAACUCGCUCAACUUUAUUAUGGAAAAGAGAGUGCUGGCUCACCUCGCUCCGUUGUUUGACAAUCCAAAAUUGGACAGGGAGCUUCGAUCGAUGCUUCGAGAAAGAUUCCCUGAAUUCUGCAGCCCUCCAUCCCCUCCCACUGAAGUGAAGAUGGAAGAAGCCGCUUCUAUGGAAAUGGACAACCACGAGGUGGACAAGGAUGAGGGUUGCUAUGACAACACAGAAGCCACUUUUAGUGAUGAUGAGGAAGAAGUCAAUAACAAAGGAAAGAAGCGGGAGUUUAGGUUCCCUCCGAUCAAAGAGGCGGUGGUGGAAGAGCCUGCUGACAUCACACCCUGGCUCGACCAAUUAGAUGACACGAUGAAGGAGAAGGUACAGCAGCUUCAGAAGACCAGUGACACAGAAUCUCAGUGUGAAGUGAUGCAGGAGAUUGUGGAUCUAAUCUUGGAGGAGGACUUUGAUACAGAGCAGAUGUCCGCUCUGGCUUCCUGUCUGUCUGAGCUGUUUAAAGAUCAUUUCCGUGGAGAAGUCCUGCCAGACGAGAUCACAGAGGAGUCCCUGGAAGAGUCUGUGUGUAAACCCUUCUGUCUGAUAUUCAGAAACUUAGUCACCAUGCAAGAAGACAACAGCGGCUUCUCUGUGCUGCUAGAUAUGUUGGCAGAACUUUACCAGAAGCAGCCAAAGAUUGGCUACCACCUGCUGUACUACCUAAAAGCCAGUAAAGCCGCCAAUGGGAAGAUGAUGCUGUACGAGUCGUUUGCCCAGGCAACGGCUCUUGGAGACCUCCACACCUGCUUGAUGAUGGACAUGAAGGCCUGUCAGGAAGAUGAUGUCCGGCUGCUCUGCUACCUCACACCCUCCAUUUACUCCGAGUUUCCAGAUGAGACGCUGCGAAGCGGCGAGCUGCUCAACAUGAUUGUAGCCGUUAUCGACUCCACUCAGUUACAGGAGCUGAUGUGUCACGUGAUGAUGGGUAACCUCGUGAUGUUCCGGAAAGACUCGGUCCUCAACAUCCUCAUUCAGUCUCUAGAAUGGGAAACCUUUGAGCAGUACAGCACCUGGCAGCUGUUUCUGGCACACAGUAUCCCCCUGGAAACCAUCAUCCCCAUCCUGCAGCACGUCAAAUACAAAGAACAUCCAGAGGCCUUGUCCUGUUUGCUGCUGCAGCUGCGUAAAGAAAAGCCAAGCGAAGAAAUGGUGAAGAUGAUCUUGAGUCGUCCCUGCCACCCAGAGGACCAGUUCACCACCAGCAUUCUCAGACACUGGGCCUGCAAAUACGACGAGACCCUGGCAGAACACAUAAAAGCCCAGCUGAUCAAAAACAACAACCAGCCCCGCAAGAGACAAAGUCUUCGCAGCUCGAGCAGUAAACUGGCUCAGCUGACACUGGAGCAGAUCCUGGAGCACAUGGACAACCUAAGACUGAGUCUCAGCAAUACGAAAAACAACUUUUUUUCUCAGACUCCAAUCCUUCAGGCACUUCAGCACGUUCAGGCCAGCUGUGAUGAAGCUCAUAAGAUGAGAUUCAGUGACUUGUUCGCCCUGGCAGAGGAGUACGAGGACUCUCAGUCGAAACCUCCAAAGUCUCGACGGAAAGCUCCAGCCACAUCUCCCCGUUCCAGGAAAGGAGUAGCUCCGCCCACCAACAACGAGGAGGAGAGCGUCUCCAGCAGUGCCUCGGAGGAGGAGGACUCGAAGCCCAAAGCUCCCAAGAGGAAGCGGAAAGGUUCCUCGGCGGUCGGCUCGGACAGCGACUGACGGACGCUCCGACCUCUUGCAUCAGCAGACACGGACCACCAGCCAUCCACCCGCUCGACCACAGGAAGUGGCCCAAGCCAAGCUCAGAGACACUGCAGGCUUCGAAUCCAUGACAAACGGAUCCCCGUUUCCAUGGAGACAUAAGGACUGCCCACUGGUCUUGGAUCCAACAGGUCAAACGUCACUGUGUGGCUAAUCUCCCAUGAUGCACUGGGAGGUGGAACCAUAAACUCUUGAACCAAAUGGACUAAUUUUUAACGAUGGACACGAUUGCUACAGUGGUGAUGAGUGCACCCCCCGUUUUUUUCCUCUUUUCUUUGUUGGGGGAGGAGCUUCUGGGGUCCUUGUUUUGGAGGAUCCUCACUUCCUGCUGUUUUUAGCAGCUUAUUUCCUGUUAAUCUGGCUGCAGUAAAAGCUCCACAUCUGGUUAUAUUGUGUAAAGAUGAAUCUGUCAUAUAAAAGCCGCUGGUUUAAGGACGCCCUUCGUCUGUUACUGGGGGGACGGGAUGAAGGAUGCUGUUGCUGCCAUGAUCCCUCACGUCAAAUGGAGUUCAUGAACUUUUCUGACUUUUGUUAAAACCCACUGAACAUUUGAUGGACAUAAAAUAUUUUUUGAUACUCUGUGCAUCUUUUACGUCAUGAAAUUGUACAAAUUUAAGAGAAAUCCACACCUGGUCUAGUAAAAUCAGAAAACGGAGAAGAGCUCGUCAACA
This is a messenger RNA of Oryzias melastigma (Indian medaka), 3773 nucleotides long. RefSeq names its product integrator complex subunit 3 (gene ints3). The transcript is spliced from 29 exons. The record is from RefSeq and is a predicted model, not a curated record. Gene Ontology annotation, cellular component: cytoplasm. Bases 1 to 3060 code for a protein of 1019 amino acids. NCBI's taxonomy places the organism in Eukaryota, Metazoa, Chordata, Actinopteri, Beloniformes, Adrianichthyidae.